Messenger RNA from Dendrobium catenatum, 486 nucleotides. RefSeq lists its product as uncharacterized. The coding region runs from base 1 to 486 and encodes 161 amino acids. The record is from RefSeq and is a predicted model, not a curated record. The transcript has a single exon. Lineage: Eukaryota; Viridiplantae; Streptophyta; Magnoliopsida; Asparagales; Orchidaceae.
AUGACCAGUCGGACUACCGGCAAGACGCCUUUUAGCAUCGUCUAUACAAAGCCUCCUAAUACAGUUCUUGAUCUCUCCAUUUUGCCCAAAUGUAAGUCCCAAGCUGCUGCUACUUUCGCUGGUGAUUAUGCGAAAAUGUUGUCUGAGGUUCGUCGCCAAAUUAUCAAAUCCAAUCAGCGGUACAAGGAGGCUGCCGACAAACACAGGCGUCAACGUUUGUUUAACAUGGGCGACCUGGUCAUGGUCAGACUACGUAGAGAAUGGUUCCCGCCGGGCACCUAUUCUAAACUCUCUCGUCGCAAAAUUGGUCCUAUCCCCAUUACCGCCAAAAUAAACGACAAUGCAUACUCUGUUGCACUACCGGUUGAGUGCAACACUUCGCCGACUUUCAAUGUCGCGGAUAUUUGGGCAUACUCUCCACCAGAUGAGGGUGUCAUCAGUGUUAGCUCGUCGGAGUCGAGCUCUUCUGAGCCAGGGGAGGAUUGA